AUGGCUUUCAUCGCCUACAUUAAUUAAUCAUCACAAUUCUAUAAAUACUUUGCCUAGCAACAUCAAAAUAUACACAUCAAUUGUUACAAAACCCAAAUCCAGAAAGUCUUUCAGUGUUACAAUAAUCAACCAUGUCAAUGAGCUUGUCUGCUAGUUCCCUCAUCAUUCCUGCUCAUGUGUGUCUCUUUAUGAUUAUGACCACAACAUCAAUAGCUCAGUUUGUCCUCGACACAAACGGUGAACCCGUUGAAGGCGACAAGGGAUACUUCAUCAGACCAGUUAUCACAAACAACGGAGGACGUUUUACUUUGGUCAACAGAAAUGGAUCAUGUCCUUUACAUGUUGGUCUUGAGAACACUCACUUUCCACAACAUAGUUUGGCUGUAAAAUUCACUCCUUUCUCUCCCCAUCACGACUUUGACGAUGUGAGACUUAACCAAGACUUGAGGGUGACAUUCCAAGCCUCCCCAAGUUGCGAGCAGUCAACAGAAUGGAGGUUGGGUGAAAUCACAAGGACUGGAAGAAGGUUGAUUGCAACUGGGAGAGAUGAUGACACAGUUGGAUCAUAUGGUAACUUCUUUAGGAUCAUAGAGACCCGAAUUGCAGAUAUGUAUAAUAUUCAGUGGUGCCCUACAGAGGUAUGUCCUAAUUGUAGAUUUGAAUGUGGCACUAUAGGUACUCUUCUUGAGAAUGAAAAGAUUCUGUUGGCACUGGAUGGCAGUCCCCUCCCGAUUUUUUUCGAGAAAGAAUGAUUUUUAAUUUUGUUUUGUUAGGGUGGUGGAUUUAGGUGCCAUUUUCUUGAUUCAUGUAAUAAAGGUCCAAAAGCUUGUGUACAACUUUUAUACUAUAUAUUUGGAGAACUCAUCGUCACUGUAUUUUAUUGAGUAAGCCAUAUUUUUUCCUAUCGAAGGUGUGGAGGGUUGUUAUUAUUUUUUUGAAAGGCAAAAAGCAGACAGAGAUAUAUUAAUAGAAAGGCAUAAGCAAUGCCAUAGUUCAAUAUAAAAAGGUACAAAACUCAAACCAGAAACUAAGUGAGAAGUUGAGACAUUAGAGUAACUUAU
Vicia villosa (hairy vetch) is the source of this 1061-nucleotide messenger RNA. RefSeq names its product kunitz type trypsin inhibitor 106-like. The record is from RefSeq and is a predicted model, not a curated record. Bases 132 to 752 code for a protein of 206 amino acids. The transcript has a single exon. Gene Ontology annotation, molecular function: endopeptidase inhibitor activity. Lineage: Eukaryota; Viridiplantae; Streptophyta; Magnoliopsida; Fabales; Fabaceae.